Rangifer tarandus platyrhynchus (Svalbard reindeer) is the source of this 2079-nucleotide messenger RNA. Lineage: Eukaryota; Metazoa; Chordata; Mammalia; Artiodactyla; Cervidae. The record is from the annotation of a GenBank genome assembly.
AUGGAGAGCCCACUGGCCAGCCCUCAGCUCAUAGAGAUGGCAGCAGCAGGCCUCAGCUUCCCCUCCCACACCACCCCUGAAUCAUGGUGCCUCCCAAGCCUCGUCCACAGGAAAGACUGGAGACUGGGAUGGGAACAGAGACUACUGGGCCUCUCUGGCCUUUCAUCUCUUUCACCAGCCCCGGUGGCCAUGAAGAGGGUGCUGCUCCCUGUCCUGGCUCUCUGGGUGGGGUGCUGCCCUGGAGGGGCCUUGGCCAAGCAAGUCCUGGGCCCAAGAGCCCAGGCCCAGCCAACCCCCACAGGGCUGCCCACCCUGCAGCCACCACCACCCAGCGCAUCUGGGCCCCCGGACGGUCAAGUGCGACCCAUGCUCAGGAAUGGGAGCCCAGACAUGCCUGACGACGGGCAGCUGGGCAGGCCAUGGCUACGGCCUGCCUCCAAAGAGGGGGCCCCCAGAGCCCCCACCCGGACCACAGCCCCUCACUGGAAGGUCCUCGCCAGACCCGGGCUGACCCAGAGGAAGUCGACACAGCCGGCAGCCUCGGAGCACAAACAGGGCCACAACCAUGGGGCCGGCACCAUACAGGUCCAUCCCCAGGCCACAGGUACAACAAGGCCUGGGGCAGCAAGCACCCCCCGAGCCCAAGAGGGUGCCAUGGCUGCCAAGAAGGGCCAGGGUAGGGAGGUCAGAGGCCGGGAAGCCAAGAAAAAGGGCCCAAAGCCCAAGAGGUACCCCAAAGGGGCCCCCCAGCACCCCAGGCCAGCAGACUGGCAUGAGAAGAAGGAUCAUAGCCAAGGCGAAGGGGGCAGCAACACCUCGGGGACCACAGGUCAUGGGCGAAAAAGAGCUGGAAGCAGGCGAGGGCAGAACCCUGGGCCUAUAGGCCCAGGCACUCCAGAGUGGGUCAUGCCUUCCCUGCCAGCCUCCUGCCUCCUGGCCCAGGCGGCCAUCGCUUGCGGCAACGUCAAGAUGAAACGUGUCCCUGUCCUAUCCGACCCCGGCCUGACCACACUUUACCUGGCAGAGAAUGAAAUUGCCAAGAUCCCAGCCCACACGUUCCUGGGACUACCCAAUCUGGAGUGGCUCGACUUGAGCAAGAAUAAGCUGGAUGCCCUUGGCCUGCACCCCCACGCCUUCAAGAAUCUGACGCGGCUGAAGCGGCUGAACCUGGAUGGGAACUUGCUGUCCAUGGUGCCAACCUUGCCCGCCUCCUUGCAGGAGCUCAAACUCAAUGACAACCUUCUUCAGGGCCUGGAGCACAGCAGCUUCCGGGGUCUCAGCCAGCUGCUGACGCUGGAGGUAGAAGGGAACCGGCUACAUGACGGAAACAUCUCCCCUGUGGCCUUCCAGCCCUUGCGCAGCCUGCUGUACCUGAGGCUGGACCGGAACCAGCUUCGAACCAUCCCACCCGGCCUGCCAGCCUCCCUGCAGGAGCUGCACUUGGGCACAAACGUCAUCGAGGAGGUGAGAGAGGGCACACUGAACCACAGCCGCAGCCUCAGUGUGCUGGUUCUCAGCAACAACCGGCUCCAGGAGGACCGACUGGCACCCCGUGCUUGGAUCGAUCUUCCGAAGCUGGAGGCCCUCGACCUGUCCUACAACCAGCUGGUGCACGUGCCCUCCUUCCUGCCCCGGGGCCUCCGCCACCUGAUGCUGCACCACAACCGCAUCGAGCGCAUCCCCGGCUACGUGUUCGCGCACAUGAAGCCCGGGCUGGAGACCCUGCACCUGGCCCACAACAGCCUGAGCGAGGAUGGCAUCCACAGCGUGUCCUUCCUGGGCCUGCAGGCCUCCCUGGCCGAGCUGCUCCUGGACCACAACCAGCUGCAGGCCAUCCCAAGGGGUCUCCUGGGCCUCCGGGCACUGCAGGUGCUACGUCUGAGCUACAACAAGAUCAGACACGUGCCCCUGAAUUCCAUCUGUGACACACGUGUGACCCAGGACUCCAACCUCAUCUCCACGCACCUGGAGAACAACCUUAUUGACCGGCGCCGCAUCCCACCCACUGCCUUCUCCUGCAUCCGGGCCUACCAUAGCGUGGUCCUCGAGCCCCAGCAAAGGGAGGGGGAGUCUGCCUAG